AUGACAGAUCCAACCAAGGAGAAAUCAGGGGAUUCUAGUGUGGAUAAGUUGUAUGAGAUUUUAAGCAAAGUAUUUGAGCAGCAACAGCAACAACUCAAAGUGGUUUCUGAAGCAAUCAAGUAUGCACUUGAGCCUAAUCUAGUAAAGUUGGCUGGACCGAGCAAUUACAUCAGCUGGGCGCGUCAUGCCCAGUUAAUUCUGAGUUCUCAUGGCUACGAAGAAUUGCUUAGUGCUGAUGAAGAGAAACUGAAAAGUGGCACUAGCACAAAACAGAUUAAUGAUAGAGUGUUGGUUUGGUUAUUAGGAAGCAUGGAACCACCUAUUCGAGAACAAGUUGAGACUAUGACUACUAUAUUUGAAGUGUGGAAAGCUUUGGAGAAGCAAUUUUCAGGAAAGUCAAAUAAGAUGCAAGCUACUCGCAUCAUGCAUGAGUUGACUAACUUGAAACAAGGCUCGAAAUCAGUGACUGAGUAUGCAGGUGAGAUGAAGAGAUUGUACAGGGAGUUGCAUUAUUACCACCCUUUUGAGCCUGUUGACAAGAAUGACAUGGUUGUUCACUAUACCUGGUUUGAACCGUUUGUGGGCAAGCUCUUCCUCGAUGGCCUAAAUCAGGAGUUUGAUCUCCGUUGUCAGCUUAUAUUCUCCAAGACUGAAUGGCUAAGCCUUGACGAUAUCAUUUCCAGUGUGAUUGAGGAGGAGACUCGUCUUGCUCAACCCAAGGAGCAUGGUCAAGAAAAAUCAGAUGCACGUGCAGCCCUAUCCAUACAAGCUCGUCGUGCUCCUAAGUCCUUUGGUAAAAUAGAUAAAAGCAAACUUUUUUUCAACCAUUGCAAAAGGCCUAGACACACAAAGGAUGCAUGCUUUGAGCUGCAUGGCUAUCCAACUUGGUGGGAAAAUGGAAAGUCUCAGCCAGGGGGAGGUCAGGGAGCUCAUAAAAGACAAGCUAACCUCACUACAUCCAAGGGAGGGGGGGGGGGGUAUCGGUGGUAG
Triticum turgidum subsp. durum (durum wheat) is the source of this 990-nucleotide messenger RNA. NCBI's taxonomy places the organism in Eukaryota, Viridiplantae, Streptophyta, Magnoliopsida, Poales, Poaceae. The record is from the annotation of a GenBank genome assembly.